CAUAUUGUCGCCUCAGUCAUAGCCCGAUAAUGGAGCCCGUCUAUCCAAAAGUACCGCUCGAGGAGCCCAAAACGCUGACCGGUCAAGUGCAUGAGCAGCCGCAAGUCGAACAACAGCGCCUGUUGCCACCCACUUACGAUCAGGCAACUGCGACGCCAGCGCAGACCUCGGGACCGGGAGUGACAGCGACUGGAACUGCGAUUCCAGCGGUGACCACUGGACCAUCGACCACACAGCACACGGUGAUUGUGGUGCCUGGCUCGGCGUAUGGACCCGAACCGCAGGAUGUCCAGUGUCCUUAUUGUCACAACUAUACACGCACUCGGGUCUCGUAUCGUCCGAAUUCACGCACACAUCUUAUUGCGCUGCUGCUCUGCCUGUUUCAGCUGUGGUGCUGCGUCUGCUUGCCGUACUGCAUUUCCAGCUGCAUGAACACCAAUCACUAUUGCGGCAUGUGCGACCAAUACUUGGGCACCUAUUUGCGCAAGUAAAUCCCAGCGAACGGAAGUGACCAGAGAAGAAGAAGAAGAAGAAGCAAAGAGAUAGAUACAAAAGUGCUGCUAAUUACACACAUACACACAUACAUACACCUGUUUUGUAUACCUAAGAUAAAUCGUUCAAAUACAUUGUUUAGUUAGUUUUAUCUGAA
Messenger RNA from Drosophila sulfurigaster albostrigata, 649 nucleotides. RefSeq names its product lipopolysaccharide-induced tumor necrosis factor-alpha factor homolog. Lineage: Eukaryota; Metazoa; Arthropoda; Insecta; Diptera; Drosophilidae. Gene Ontology annotation, molecular function: zinc ion binding. The transcript has 2 exons. The coding region runs from base 30 to 491 and encodes 153 amino acids. The record is from RefSeq and is a predicted model, not a curated record.